Molecule: messenger RNA, 4140 nt
Organism: Mercenaria mercenaria
Lineage: Eukaryota; Metazoa; Mollusca; Bivalvia; Venerida; Veneridae
Exons: 6
Coding region: 10-4140 (1376 amino acids)
Source: RefSeq, a predicted model, not a curated record
UUGUGAAGUAUGGUGACGUUUACGGUGACCAGUCUCGUGUUUAGCACGUUCUUCACGCUGUGCACGAGUAUUACAAUAGGACUUCCGGAAGAUCACGUGGAUGUAGGCUCAUGUUUUGACAGGGCUUGCAUUUCUGAGCUAGAUUGGCAUGAAAUUGGAGAGAAAUGGCACAACUUCCGGCUGACGGUGAAAGCCAUGAAUGACAGCAGAUCGGACGAUAUGAGAAAGUCGAUAUGGCGAGUUUUUCAAAACGACAAUACAUGGAAUGGGAACGAAAAACAAAUCGCUAGGAAUAUGAAGGAUAUACGUAACAUGAGAAGUAUUAUGGACAAAAGAACGGAGGAAAUUCGAGCUGUGCAACUGAAAGAUGCAACAACAAGGUAUGACCAUCAGGCGAUUAUAGCGAUGGAGGGAGACACUACUGUAGCAAAGGCAGCACAUUUUCUAUACAACAAACACCCGUCAGUCUCCACGUUGUAUGAGUACAGUCCUAAAACUGACACACUAAAAGUCAUUGCCGGAAAGGAACAUUUUCUAGGGGAGCACAGUCGAGUUCAGAUUGUCGGUCAUGGACGUGACUCCACAGGUGUAAUGAGGCUCUCAGAAAAGUCACCUCAGGAACUUGCCGAAGUCGUACGGAAACUACCGAUUGAAAUGUCCGAGAUCGGUCGUGUAAGUCUAGUUGGAUGCAACGUUGGUUCAGGUGGACAAUCUGAAUAUCUAAACGAUGGAUUUACUGAACAAUUUUUAAAAUCUCUCAAAUCUGAUCAAAAUAUACAUACAGAAGUCAGUUCUCGAAAUGGACUAGUAAGUAUCACAGUUUCUGGCAAAAAAGAGACAGGGGAAAUUAGCGCCGAUGGCAUACAGUGGUUCAGUAAAGAUCCUCUUAGUAAAACUGUAAUGAAACUUGGAGAAUUUGAUGAAGUUAUUCGCGCUGAACUACCUGAUACCGACCGUCUAGCUUCCUACAACCAAGAGUCUAGUGGAGCUUUAGUAAAACUAACAGACAUAGAUCAGGGGAGGAGUAUUGAGGAUAAUGUUAAAUCAAUCUUUAUUGAAAAACUUAAUUCAGGGACUGGAAAUGUGGAAGUGAUGAAGAAGAUGAAUCCCAGAGACGUAGGCGAGUUCAUAAAAACUAUAACCAAAACAAACUUUCUGCACGAUAUUGACUUCGUUAAACAAAAGAUCAUCGACAGAAAUGCUGUAUUAAUAAAGGAAAAACUUCAAAAUACACUGCAAAUGCAAAACGUUCCAGAAAAUGAGGUUUUAAUCCAGGAUCUAAGAAAAAUUGCAAUAAAACAAACGAACAGUGAUAAAAUUAGUCAUCAUGAAUUUAUUGGUAAGUCCUAUCUACAAGACACUGCCAACAAUCGGGUUAUUUCUGACAGAUUCGAUUUCUCUAUCCAAAUAGAUGAGGCAGGCAACCUAAGAAUGGACUUAGCUUCUCAAAGUAGACGAAUCGAACCUUUUUAUUUAGAUUCUGGUACGCCUCCAAACUGGAAAUAUGUUGCAAGACUGAAUAAUGCCUAUGAUCGAGUUAUCAAUGUUAAAGAUGUACGUACAAUAAAUGGUAGGGCUGAUCUUAUGUAUGAAAUCAAUAUGUUAGGAGCAUUUGGAGUUGAUUACAGAAAUAGUGAAAGUUUAUACCGAUAUUAUCGUUUUGGUGAUACAGUUUAUCGAAUGGCCAGAAAUAACUUUUACAUAAAAUGGGAAGGUAUGAUUGCAUCCGAUAACGCAAUAAUAAAACGUCAUUUUAAUGAAGAGCGAGUAAAGGAAACUGAAAUAUCAAAUCUUAAAGAUUGGACUUGGCGCGAUAGCCAGAAUCGCAAUGUCCUUCCUAAAGAUUGGGCGUUCGAAAGAUAUCCAGAUAUGAGGAAUAAAAUAAAAAAUGAAUACAUAGAUCGUGUAAUUGAUAAGGAAAUCUUUGAAUGGAAUCAAAAGGGCUACAGAGUAUCGGAGCAGAGGCACCGAACAACAUUCACCAAGGAGGAUGUGUCCUUUACUCUUGUAGACAGAGGCUGGUCUGAGACGUAUCAUAAGCAAUAUGACUCGGGAAAUGUGCUAAAGUUGAUGAACUACUUCAGAAAUGGAGAUCAUACCAGUAUAAAUGGGAAUCAAGUACAUGUUUUGGAAGGUUCAACAGUUCUUGCAGUCGGGCUCUCUGAACCAAUUAGAAACUUUCGUACAUUUUCAAUAAAUGAAAUGUUAAUGCAUCUUAAUACAAUCGAACCAGUCUCUUUAGCACGGCUAAUUGAAGCUCAUCCUAUGACACGUGGGAAAAGCUGGGGAUAUGUAGGAGAAACGGGACUAGCUGUGAAUGAAUUAGGCUAUAGAAGGGGGCAAUUAGAAAUUGUAUUACCAAGGGAACUGAGCAUCACCAGAACAUUUUUGUUGUCUAGAAGAGGUGAGGAUGGUCAAAAUAAUAGAUACCGAUUUUUGACUGAAACCGAAUACAAUCAAGUAAACAGAGAAAUGCCACCAGGAGACUUAGCACGAAUUACCUCUUCUAUUGAAACUACAGAUAUUCACAACACAAUAGCUGAAUUCAAACCUGAAUUGACUAACGCUAUUGUGAGAACCAAACCUUUAGGAAGUUUUGAUAUUCCAACUGUAACUGAUCUUGAAGUAUAUUCUGAUAUUUCAUCGGGUAAGGCGAUGCCAAUAAGGGCUUCAGUAUCCAUGAUUAACGAUUACAUAUUUGUUACCAAUUAUGUAAGCUCGGUAAUAGCACAAAGAGGUCAUGAAACGGGUAGGGUAUACGAAAUCAUUCAAAAUUCAAUUAAGGUUGAGAAAGGAAACAUCAAGUUAAUAGUAAGAGACAAAUCAAACACUCUAGCAGAAGAAGAGGUAAAUAUUAAGAUAGAUGAUGAGUUACUGAAAACUAAGAAACUAAAGGAAGAAGCUUCUCAAAAAAUAAAAGAAAUACAAGAAACAAAAAAUACCCCUUCGAAGUCCCUGACGGCUGUCAACCAGUUCUUGGGUGUUUAUGGUAUAGUGAUGGGAUUCAGGGGUGCUGUUCAAGAUUUUGAAAACGGAAAGAUUUUUGAAGGCAUCGUAAAUGUUGCACAAAGCGUCCACGGAAUCUAUGGAAUGAGUCAGACUGCACAGCGAGCUUUCCAAACUAUAUCAAGUAAACUUUUUUCAACGGGACUACAGGAGGUUGAAACUGGUUUAUCUGUUGCUUCUACUGAAAUAAGUACAGCUCUAACAGAAGGAACUACCGCUGCAGAGGAAUCUCUUGUGGUAGCUGGAAAUGCAGCAGAGGAUAUUCCCGUUCUCGGAACUGUUUUCGGUGUUUACAACACAAUACAAGACUUGCGCCGUGGAACUGCAAUAGGUUAUGUUGACGCUGCCUUAGACGCUGCAAUUACAAUUUCUGCUCUGUUUGGACCUGAGGCUUUGGUUGUUACUGUUGCACUUACAAUUGUUCGACUUGUCAUUGAUGACUUCUACUACGCGAUUAGCAAUGAAUUAAAGAAUUUGCCACCAGAUGCUACAGUUUUGCAGAAAAUUGGGGCCGUAUUUAAAGGUAUUGGUGAAGGUAUAGUGAUGGUUUUAAAGAACAUUGUUGAUUUCUUUUCAUUGGGAUUUCUCAGUUUUGCUGAAACUGCGGACAAAAUCGAUAGGCAGUAUAGAAAAGAUCACGAUUUACUUCACAAGAUGUCUGACUUUCACAACUAUUUCAAGAUUGAGAAAGAAGAGGGUUCACAUGAAAAACUGAUAGACUUUGCCGCGGGAGAAGAGUCUUGGAACGGCGGAAAUAUAGUUUUUCAUAUGUAUGAUGAUAAUACAGCACGACUUCAAAUGCAAACUGUCGAUGAUAAUGGUAGAGAGCAGAUACUCGACAAAUAUAUAACUUUGGAAGAAGGUGCGGAUGACAUUGUUCUAGGAAUAGGGGAGUCACACGAUAUAAGUUUCAAGAAACAAUCGGCAAAAAUAUUCUGGUUUAUUCCGGUACAUUCAAGAAAUCUAAUAAGUAAGGUUAGAGGAGAAAGAGAUACCUUACAUGGUACGUACUAUGGAACUCAAAAAAAAAUAAGUUUUUUCACCAUCCAAAGUUGCCAGAAAGUGCAGAUUGGGGGUUUCCCUUGCAGACACUCUAUGAGAUUUAGGAGGGGAUGGAGAAAAAUAUUUUAUUAG